This is a messenger RNA of Peromyscus californicus insignis, 5720 nucleotides long. RefSeq names its product chromosome unknown C3orf18 homolog (gene CUNH3orf18). The record is from RefSeq and is a predicted model, not a curated record. The transcript is spliced from 5 exons. The coding region runs from base 391 to 879 and encodes 162 amino acids. NCBI's taxonomy places the organism in Eukaryota, Metazoa, Chordata, Mammalia, Rodentia, Cricetidae.
AUCCCCCGAGGCUGCUCAUCCCAGCCCCACCCCCUCCAUGGUCCCGGCCCAGCCCACCCCAGCUCAGGCUGUCAGCCGGUGCAGGCUAAUACUAGCUGAUCCCUGCGUUCAGGGAAGGCGGACCUUGGGUCGGACCUGUCGCCCCCAACGCGCGGGCCUGGGUGUUCCCCCCGCCCACGCCUCCCGCCCGCCCGUCGCUACCACCCUUAGCUUCUCAGACUGAGCUCCGCGCUCCGGAGAGGAUUAAAACCCAGGGAGACAGGGGUCUCCUGUGAAGGAUUCGGCUGUGCCAGUGGUCAUCACGGUGGCGGGGGCUGCAGCCUUGGACACUCCUCACGUCAGAAGUCAGUGGGCAGGUUGACUGAGCGCUGGCACUUUCCUAGCAUCAGCAUGAAUCCCAGGGGCCCAGCUACUCAGAGCUGGUUCAGCAGCCACCCACCCACCACUGAGCCUGACUUGGAACCUGCCGCUGAAGGGUCUACCACAGAGACCACCACCCUCAGCCCAGAAACCACAAGCUUCAAUGGCACCAGAAUCCCUGAUGUGGCAGGUGGUGCAGCCGGUGUGGGUACCAUGCUUCUGUCUUUUGGGAUCAUCACAGUGAUUGGCCUGGCUGUGGCCAUGGUUUUAUAUAUCAGGAAGAAGAAGAGGCUGGAGAAGCUACGCCACCAGCUCAUGCCUAUGUACAACUUUGACCCCACGGAGGAGCAAGAUGAAUUGGAGCAGGAACUCCUGGAACAUGGGCGAGAUGCAGCCUCCAUGCAAGCUGCUGCCUCCCUGCAGGCCACACAGGGCAAGAGCACCCUCCCUUCCCAAGGCCCACUGCAGAGGCCUAGCAGGCUGGUGUUUACUGAUGUAGCCAAUGCCAUCCACGCGUGAGUGGCCUGGACCUCUGACAAAGACACCCGCCACAGUGCCAGCAGCACUGGCUGCCCACUUCCUGACUGUCAAGAUCUAUCUCAGGACCUGAGCCAUCGCCACCACAGGACAGGAAAGGGCUGCAACAGACACCAGCUGUGCUGAGGCCCCACCCACUGACUCAAGCUUGAAGAGAGACCUCUGACCAGGCUAGGCAUCUGGCCACUGACUUCUCCUGAACCGAUGGCCCGGCUCGGAAGGCAGCCCUCGUGCAGGAAGGCGAAGAGCCACUGCUGGCUUUCUGGUCUCCUGGCCAUACCCCUCACGUCAAGGUCUGCUUCUGUUGGGAAGGAAGGGCACGAGCUUGAAGGGCAAGGGAGAAGAGAGGCAGACUCCCCUCUAUCUAGGACUGCAUUUUUUUUUUUUUUUUUUGGCCUGGGGCCUGCUCUAGGGUAGAGAGAGGCAAACCCUAGAUGAUAGGGAUGGGGCAUUGCAACACCUUUUGGGAAGGGUUCUUUGUUUGUUUUUUGAGGCAGGGUCUUGGAACUUGCUGUGUAGACCAGGCUGGCCUCCAACUCACAGAGAUCCACCUGCCUCUGCCUCCUGAGUGCUGGGAUCAAAGGCGUGCGCCACCACAUUCAGCUAGGGCAGCACCCUUUAUAGGCCCAGGAGGCCCAGGGACAGAGCUAGAAAUGCCCAGUAGAUGCCAGGAAAAGGGCUACACAAACCCAGGGCAGUGCAUAGUUAGGAUAUUAUGGUGAGUGGGUGAGCACAAAGUCUCCCAGCCACAUGUCACUGGCAGCCAAGGUAGCUGAGGGAGAUGAAAUGGGAGACUGGGUAUGGAAAGAUGCAUUUCCCUCAGUUUGUGGAGAAGGCUUCAUGCAUGUGCAUGAAUGGGCUGCACACAGACGUGUACCUGUUCCAGCAUAAGAGUAAGACAGAGGCUCUCUGCAUCGGCUCCACCUGGCAAGCUGACUCCCACCCCGUGGUAUGCAGUGGAGCAUCACCAUAGGCUGCUUCCUCUCCUUCAGUGCUCAGGGCUACACGGAAGAAGGAAACAAGGCUGGGUUCCUCUGUCCACUGUGUUUCUUCAGUGGGGUCCAAAAGCUGGCCUGACCUGCUUCCGGAAAUAGCUCCCUUCCGAUACGGGGUUCUGGGAGAGGCCUUUGGUCCAAGGGCAGUCUAAGGCCAGAAGCUAGUAGGAAAAGUUAUGGUUGCCUGGAAAAGAUUGUCCUUUGAGGAAAAGACCCAAGAAACCAAGUCUGGUUUUAGUUUUUCCCUUCUGCCCUAAAUGCAGGAAGGGGCAUUCGGUGUUCAUGGAAUGUGGAAGGGAGUCUCGGCCUUUGGUCUCCUUCUCUGUCUUGGAGGCACGAGGUUCAUACCAGGGGCAACUGGGCAGAGUAGAUCACAAAGACGGGGCAGUUUUCUACACUGGGACUCCCACAUGAGCAUGCACAGAGGCGCAUCCCCAGCGUCACCACCAUCGCUGUCCUCUGCUGGCUAGAGGGGAUGCGGGGGUGGCCCAUAUGCCAUUGGGCAGAUACCACACAUCAAGAGGUGAGGGGCUAGGAGGAUCCCAUGGGGACUGCUCUGGUUUUAUUUCUGCCUCUAGAUGCUAUAAAUACGUUAGCACUUGAGCAACUGGAGGACUGUGAGUAAUUUAGGAUGCACAAAGCUGUAAUUUAACUCACAGCAUCACCAUGUGUGAGAGCAUUAAAGAUGUAAUUAAGAUGUUUACACAAAGAGAAUGGAGUCUUUGACACUUGGGGUGCAAAACCCCAGGAGGGGACACAGUGGGUGAGGUGAGGAUCUGUGGGAGGCCUGGGGACAGUCACUUGGAUCCCAGCUAUGAGAGGCAGACAGCCCAGCUGUUUUUCUUGUUCUAUCCAUGGAAAUGCUUUGGCCUGGAGUUCAAGGUUGCUCUGGGGCCUUGUGCUUCAACUCGGAGAUGGAGUAACAAUGCCUGGAACAUCUGGGGGGUGGAUAGAGGCCAAGAGGACAGAAUCUUGUGAGAUCAGGUGAGGAAGAGGGCUUGAUCCCCGAAGAUUGUGGGGUGGCAUAUGGUGUCUCAGGAUCCACAGGAGCUGUGUCUGAAAUUCAUAAGUAAAAUGGUUUCCUAGGGAGCACAAAGUACAAGGUCAAUGGCAUGGGAUGGGGAGUCAGUAAGGUUCUAUGUAUGGGACCCACCUGCUAGGCUCAGAAAGAUUUAGAGAAUGACACCAUGGUGACCAGUUUGCCCAGGAAUGUCCCAGUGUUAGAGCUGAAGGUUCCAUGAGAGAGAGCUAAGGUUCAGACUAGCAUGAUGGAGACAUAGAGGGGGUUAGCCUCCAAGUUCCAUGAUGGAGGGCUGGGUGAAGGUGGGGAAUGUGGGUUAUGGGAUAGGACUUUGGGCAAGGCUGAGAACCAUGUACCCCAUGGGCCAUGCACAUGAGUUACAGCUGGACCUGUCAGUGAUGGAUUUGCUGUUAGGGAAGACUCUCCUCUCAGAAGAUUGGCGGGGGUGAGGAAGUGAGCUGUGUGUUCCCACAUCAUUAGUCAAGCCCUUGGUUCAGGUAUGUGCGUGCUGCAGACCGCUUGGCAUCCUGAAGAAACAGUCCUGGGGAGUAAGGGAGACCCCAGGGACCAGGGAUGAUGAGGGUGUAGAAGAGCCCCUGUGUCCUUCUCUUCUGCUGCAUGACCCAGGCCCCUUUCCUGAAGGGCGGGCCUGGCUAAGAGACAGACACAGGCUGCUCUCUGUGAGUGGCGGGCCACCCACUCAUAGACUGUGCCCUCACAGUAAAUUGUCCCUUCUACUCACUUGGUUCUGUUUUCUAGAUCUUUUUCCUACUCUCAGAGGAAAACCAAAUUCCCAUGUCUUUCACAGAGUGUAGGGUUGAUAAAUAUUGGGGUGAAAGGUUCUGGUGGAUAUAUUCUCCUUGAGGAACCAAGUCCUCAGUGGUGACUGGGGCAAGGCAGAAUUGCCCACCAUUGCUGCUUCUAAGAUUGGCAAUUGGGUCCCUCUGAGGAAGGCCCUCCCCCUCCCUAUAAUCAAUCAGACUCUGUGUUUCUUUGUCUCUCUAUCUCUCUCUGUCUCUGUCUCUCUUCCUCUGUCUCUCUGUCUCUGUCUCUCCCUCUGUCUUCCUCUGUCUCUGUUUCUCCCUCUGUCUGUCUCUGUCUCUGUCUCCCUCUCUCUCUCUCUCUCUCCCCGAUGCAUAAAAUCUCUCUUUGUGACUGGCAACCAGGGCUUCAGGUCAGAAGCAGCAGUGGCUGUCUGUGGGUGGUGUCAGGGUGGAUGUGGAUGGAAGCCUUCAAAGGAGGCUGUCUCUUGUUUAAUACAGUGAAGUGUCACCUUGGAGCCAAAGUGAAUAAAGUAAUCCCAUUGCUUGGCUGCAGGCAGACAGUGGGGAUGCCUUCAGAAUGUAAAGGAAAGCUCUGGUCGGGAGAGCUCAGAAACUCCUGCGGUGUUCUGACCUUCCUGUAGGUUCCUAGAAACAUUUCCCUCCAGCCCAGUAUCCCAUCAGAGAGCCAACCCACACUGCACUUUGUUCUACAUGGAAGAGAAAGAUGCCAAGUAGAAAAAAGACGAGCAAGCGUGUCCUGUGUGUCCAUAUCUUUAUGUUUACAGAUAAAGGCAGAAGGUGAGGCCAGGGAAUGCCUGGGGUGUUCCAAGGCUCAGGCAGACAUCCCUAUGCUAUUCCGUGAAGCUGUACCCCUUUGGCAGGUCUCAGUGUGUGUGUCGGGGGUGGGACUUGUCUAAGUAUGUCUGAGGGAAAUCCCUCUGAGGGCUCAGGCCAUGGGGACAGCUGCAGGUGGGACAGCUGUGGUUUCCCCGAGAAUGCUCUUGAAAGGCCACACUGAGAAACGAACGGGAAAUAUGUGAGCAUCAGGCACAGGGAGAGGAAGAGGAUAGGGAAGCACAUGGGGCCCUUAGGCGUGACUAAGCAGGAUUAGAACAAGUGCCAUCCCACCGGGGACUAGGUUUGCCCUUGGCAUGCACCUCACUUCACCUUCAGAGCUAGUUGGCAGUGAUCACUGCCUCUUACUCCUUAGCUUGGGUCCUGCAGAGGCAGAUCGGGGUAGGGGACAGCAUUCCUUAGGGACACCAUGAUCACCCCUCUCAAGUCUCCAAGAAAGCUAGGCGAACAAGCAAGCAUGCAGAGUAAGGAUAAGAAUCUCAGAGAAGGACUGGGGAGACUGCUCAGUGGUUACAGCAUAUGCUGCUGUUACAGAAGACCUCAGUCUGUUCCCAACAUCCAUGUCAGAUGGAUCACAACCCCCUGUAACUCCAGCUCCAGAGGACCCCUCUUCUCGCCUCCAUAGGCAUCUGCACUCAUAUGCACAAACCUAUGCAUACAGAUAAUUUUACAAAUUAUGAAUAAAUUUUUUUUUAUUAUUUUUAAAAGACUCCCAGAGCAAAGUCCAGUGCUGGAGCCUUCAUUCAAGAGAGGAACUGCCAAAGAGGUAGAGGAGUCGAAGGUUCUGAGACGUGAAGGUGGUUUCCUUCCCUACCCAGCAUACAGUAGUGUGUGUUAGAAAGCCCACUUCUCAGAGCAUCCCAGUCUGCAGGACACGUCCCAGUUCUCACAGUUCAUCUAGGAAGGUGACACUCUUGGAACUUAGUCGGAUACAUGAUUGACAGGCCUGAGAUCCCAGUAUGAUGGACAGGAGGAAGGCUGGAACACUGUGAGGUCCCUCAGAGGUCAGGGUUUCUGUACCUGGUGUUGAAGAGCUGGACCCUGCAGGCAGGGGGUGACUGAGAGAGGCAGCCUUUCUCUGGGGCCAGGGAUCCUAUCUCUGACCAGUGGGUCACAGCCUGGACUAGUGUCUUAGGGUUUCUAUUGCUAUGAUAAAACACCAUGACCAUAAACAACUUGGUGAGGAAA